GGAGGAAAUUCAAGGUGUUGCAGAGACAGAGCAGCAUCAAUUGCAACUAGAUCAGCCAUGCCGGCAGCUCAAAAAGAGGCUUUCUUCCGCUCAGCGGACAUGUCUUUGGUUCAGCUAUACAUUCCCUCCGAGGUGGCGAGAGAUUGCAUUGCCAUUCUGGGGGAUAUGGGCGAUGUCCAAUUCAAAGACAUGAACCAGAACGUUAACUCGUUCCAGCGUGCCUUUGUCAAAGAGAUAAGAACAUUUGACCAAUGCGAGAAGCAGAUUAAAUACCUAUCAGACUCGAUCCGCAAACAGAACAUUCACUUGCCGACUACGUCCUACGAUCAUCUGGUCAACCCACCCUCCCUCGACUAUCACUUGUUUGAGAAUUCCCAGUCCCAUUUGACUUCCUCUCAGCUAGAUGAAUUGAUAAAUGUUAUCAACACAUAUGAGGCAAAUAUUAGACAGAUGUCAAACACCAAUGACGACCUUCUGAAGAGACAACACGAGCUAAUCCAGCAUAGAAUGGUUUUACGAAACACGAGACAAUUUUUUGACGCAAGGUUGUCCUUGGAAAUAGACGACGGGGAUUCUAUAUUCAACCAGGUAAGGCUGUCGUCGGAGUCCACGAACGACAGCUUUAUGAUUUCGGAUGAUGAAGACGAAAACGCUCAUGCAAAUGGAAAUGGGAUCUUGUUGGAGUCAGGAAGAAAUAAUGCAUCUGCCACCAACAACGUCGUCGCUACGGGCGCAAACGAAUUGAACGUCUUGGGAUCAACAAUGAAUUUCAUAAGUGGUAUAAUAGAUACAGACAAAUUCAUGAUACUUGAGAAGAUAUGCUGGAGAACCUUGAGAGGUAACUUGUAUAUAAACCAUGUGCCCUUGGAUGAGCCGCUGUUGGAUAUCGCUACAGGUGAGAAAUCGUACAAGUCCAUUUUCCUCAUUUUCACUCACGGUGAUUCCUUGAUAAGUAAGUGUAAGAGGAUCAUCGAGUCCUUAGAUGGACAGCUAUACGAUGUAGAAAGUGACUACGAGGCAUACAAGCAUGAAAUGAGAACAAUCAAUGAUAAAUUAAAGGACUUGAAUGAGGUUUUACUGCAUACCGAGGAUCGUUUGCUCUUAGAAUUGAAAGAGAUCGCUUCAGAGAUAGAAAAAUGGAAAAUCACCUUCCGUAGAGAGAUCUCAGUAUACGACACAUUGAAUUUAUUCAACUACGAUUCUGCUAGAAGAUGCCUUAUCGGUGAGGGUUGGAUUCCGAUUGAUGACUUACCCUACAUAAACGCUGCAUUGAAAGACGUCACUGAUAGAGUUGAUAUGGGGUUGAGUACUAUUGUGAAUGUGAUAAAAACCAAUAAAACUCCCCCAACUUAUCACAAAACAAACAAAUUUACAGCCGCAUUCCAAUCGAUUAUCGAUGCAUAUGGUAUUGCUACUUAUCAAGAAGUCAACCCUGGUUUGGCCACUAUUGUCACUUUCCCAUUUAUGUUUGCCAUCAUGUUUGGUGAUUUAGGCCAUGGGCUAAUCUUAUUUCUUGCUGCUCUAACUCUUGUUUUGAAAGAAAAUAGUAUCGGGAAAAUGAAAAAUAGAGAUGAAAUCUUCGACAUGGCAUAUACCGGUCGUUACAUCCUUCUGCUAAUGGGUGCUUUUUCAAUGUAUACAGGUUUGAUUUACAACGAUUUAUUUUCCAAAUCCAUGACCAUUUUCCGCUCAGGCUGGAAAUGGCCAAGUGAUUUUGCUGAGGGUCAAAGUAUAGUGGCAACGCAGAGUGGUGUUUAUGCCAUUGGGUUGGAUCCAGCUUGGCACGGAACAGACAACAAUUUACUUUUUACAAACUCUUACAAGAUGAAAUUAUCCAUCUUGAUGGGCUUCAUUCACAUGUCGUACUCUUACUGUUUUGCCCUAGUGAAUUACAAGUUCUUCAAAUCAAGAGUGGACAUCAUUGGUAACUUUAUUCCAGGUUUACUUUUUAUGCAAUCUAUUUUUGGUUAUUUGACACUUACAAUUAUUUACAAGUGGUGCAUUGAUUGGGUUGGAAUCGGAAAGCCGGCGCCAAGUUUGUUGAACAUGCUAAUUAAUAUGUUUCUAUCUCCCGGCACCAUAGAUGAUCAACUCUAUCCAGGACAGGGUCCUAUACAGGUUAUCCUAGUCAUAAUUGCACUUGUUUGUGUUCCCUGGUUAUUGCUCUACAAACCUCUCACCCUGAAGCGGAUGAAUUCUCACAUUAUUCAACUAGGAUAUGCAGAUGUUGAUAGCGGGAGUAACGCACAUUCCAGGUUCUCCAUAGAAACUGUCACUUCCACUGAGACUGGAAACAACCUUUUGAACCCGUUUUCCGACGACAGCACGAUAGAACCUUCUCAUACUGCAAAUACCGAAAAUGCCGAGGGAGAAUCUUUCCCGUCCAUUUAUGACGAGGAUGGUGAUGAGCCAGAACCUUUUAACUUCGGUGAUAUUAUGGUCCACCAAGUGAUCCAUACCAUUGAAUUCUGUCUCAACUGUGUGUCGCACACAGCAUCAUAUUUGCGUCUAUGGGCUUUAUCUCUUGCUCACAACCAGUUGUCUGCUGUGCUAUGGGAGAUGACUAUCCAAAACGCAUUCUCGCCAUACAAUCAAGUUGGAUUUUUAGGAUCAAUAGCCGUCUUCCUCUUGUUCGGAAUGUGGUUUGUAUUGACAGUUUGCAUUUUGGUGGUUAUGGAAGGUACAUCUGCGAUGUUGCAUUCCCUUAGGUUGCAUUGGGUUGAAGCGAUGUCUAAAUUUUUUGAGGGUGAAGGUUAUGCGUAUGAACCGUUCAGCUUUUACAGAAUUCUCAAAGACAUGGAGACUGCUGCCUUUGAAGAAGAAAGACAGUGAACAUUUUUGUACAGCACUAGACACUCAUAUUCACUAUAUAAAGCAUAGUAUUAGAAGAUUAAAAUUAAAAGAUCGCGUU
This is a messenger RNA of Pichia membranifaciens NRRL Y-2026, 2911 nucleotides long. RefSeq lists its product as hypothetical. Gene Ontology annotation, molecular function: ATPase binding; proton-transporting ATPase activity, rotational mechanism. Gene Ontology annotation, biological process: vacuolar acidification; proton transmembrane transport. NCBI's taxonomy places the organism in Eukaryota, Fungi, Ascomycota, Pichiomycetes, Pichiales, Pichiaceae. Gene Ontology annotation, cellular component: fungal-type vacuole membrane; vacuolar proton-transporting V-type ATPase complex; vacuolar proton-transporting V-type ATPase, V0 domain. The record is from RefSeq and is a predicted model, not a curated record. The transcript has 2 exons. Bases 58 to 2832 code for a protein of 924 amino acids.